AUGUGGUUGCGUGCUCUUCUUACAGGAUGUGGUGCCGGCGCCGACGAGGUCAACAAAUAUGGCACCCAUAGCUGCAAGGCCACUACUUUGAGCUGGGCAGCUAAAGCAGGUAUGGGCCGCGUCACGCGUGCGACUUUGGGUUAUCACAGCAAAGGACGGGACGGUGCUGAGUUGGUGUAUGGCCGUGACAAUGUAGCAGGGCCGUUGAGAUUGCUGGAAGAACUCAUUGGGAAAAUUGCUUGCAAGUCAUUCCUACCUGAUGCUAGCAGGUCUGGGUAUUUCGCCAAGGCCGUUACUGAAGAGCAUGCUCAUGAAGGCGAACAUGCUGAGGACGAGCAGGACGUGUCGAGCUCAGAAGACAGUGUUGACGAAGAGAGACCUGAUCAUGAGCAUGAGGAGGCGGCCGUUGGUGAAGUGGUAGGCGAACUUGAACUGCCUUUGGAGGGAUAUUACGAUUUCAGCUCGGAGAUGCUCUUCCGCCACUCUGUUUCCAGAGUUAUUCAUCGCGUCGAGGAUGAGGCUGGAGACAGAUUCGCCUGCGGCAGAUUUGGCAGCGAUGCAUACAUCCACAGGCUGAAAGCAGCAGGCUUGGAAGAUGAUCUGGUUGAUAUCAUCAAGCUAGGCGGGAUUGUCAAUUUGUCUCGCUUGGCAUUUGUCUCAGCAUACACUCCUGGUGCAGCAGAUGAAGGCCCUCUCAUGGAAGCAUUUGAGAGCCUCAUCGGACGGCCGGGUACAGUAGCUGAAAAAGCGUGCUUCAGGCGAGUUUUUCACGAGGCCUAUGCUGCUGCCACAAGUGAGAUGAGACAACAGAUGGAGAAGAUUGAGGAUCAAACUUCUCGGCGUUUGACUCAACCUGAACGAACGGAACGGUAUCGAGCCCAGGUCGAUAGGCUUCCUGGCGUCUCGAUUACUGGAGCAAAUGAACCUUCAGACUCGCUGGUGGAUGUCACCACCAGCAUGUAUGAGGAGAAUCGUCUCAGGUGGAUAGACUGGUCCAGAUGCACAUCCCGCGAACAGGAGUUGCAAGGCGACCCAAAGAAGGAUGUGUCGUUUUCUUUAGAUUCUUCUACAGGCAGGCUGAAAGUCGAGCCCAAAAGAGAUUGCGACCGAGCUGACACGAGCACUGAGGUGAUGCUGAUGUACGCGUUGACCCGGAGAGCCUUGGCGGUGGAACAGGCAAACAUAUGCAGUUAUGCUAAGAUGAUGCUCUGGACUCAGCGCCUCAUGAAGAGCAGGAUGGAUGAACCACCUCUCGGAUAUGCGCGACCUAGCAUGAAGCAGUUGAUGAUGGCAGAUCAGAAGUUGUUCAUGGAACUUGCUGAUGCCACCAGAGAUGGCAUCCAAUCCACUCCAGAAGGACGCCCAGUUGAGCUCUUGAUGGAUCGAAUCAUGUACUCGUCCCAGGUCAUGUGCGUGCUCAACCCUUUGCCUUUGAUGUCGCAUGGCAAAUCUGAGAGCUCCGGGGCAUCCGCCACCAAGCCGAAAGAGGGCCCGUAUGUCCGCAGUGGCCCAAAGGGCCGCUCCAAAGGAAAGUCUGGCGGAAAGUUUGUGCGGAUGCCUCAGCAGCUCAUUGGGUGCAAGGCUUUCACAAAUUCGGGAGAGCCGAUCUGUUACAACUUCAAUUUGAAGUCGUGCAGUGAGAAGGAGUUGGAGAAGGCGGAGCUCGAAAUACAUGCAAAUAUGCCGGCUCACAUGCAGACGGUGAUGGAGGGCAAGAAGCUGCUGUUGUUGGAGAGGAUAAGAUGCUCGGCGGACCAGGAGCAUGAAUCUGCUAUAUGGGACAUCACCAUGGAAGAGUGCCACACCAAAGGCUGGCUGGAUGGACCAUACAACUGGGCAGAACUUGGGAACAAGUUUGGGCAUCGGUGGCUUCCGUGCAAACGUUUUGGAGUAUGGCAGCGAAAUAAGUGGAGACCAAUUGACGACUUCAGUGACAACGGAGUCAACAGUUGCUACAGCGUUGUGGAGAAGAUCGAUCUGAGAGCGCUGGAUGAGACCGUUUGGGUGUGCGCUGCUUUCCUUCGUUCAACUCUGGCCACAGGGGCGGUUGACUUUGAGCUGUCGGAUGGAACCAAGAUCAGGGGCAAGGUGCGCACCUUCUGGAGGAGAAAGACUGGUGCAGCAGAUGUGAAGAUCAAGACCGUGGACCUGGCCUCGGCCUACAAACAGCUGGGCUUGUCCGAAAUAGACAGGCACAGAUUUUGGGACGUCAAGGGCGUCUUGCGCUGGCAGAUAUUCGCAACCUUGAGAGACGCCAGGCCAGAGAGGUAG
Messenger RNA from Effrenium voratum, 2271 nucleotides. Lineage: Eukaryota; Dinophyceae; Suessiales; Symbiodiniaceae. The record is from the annotation of a GenBank genome assembly.